This is a messenger RNA of Thunnus maccoyii (southern bluefin tuna), 5152 nucleotides long. It is a transcript of the gene drd4b, whose product is annotated as dopamine receptor D4b. Bases 798 to 1958 code for a protein of 386 amino acids. Lineage: Eukaryota; Metazoa; Chordata; Actinopteri; Scombriformes; Scombridae. Gene Ontology annotation, molecular function: dopamine neurotransmitter receptor activity, coupled via Gi/Go; G protein-coupled receptor activity. Gene Ontology annotation, cellular component: plasma membrane. The record is from RefSeq and is a predicted model, not a curated record. Gene Ontology annotation, biological process: adenylate cyclase-inhibiting dopamine receptor signaling pathway; adenylate cyclase-activating adrenergic receptor signaling pathway. The transcript is spliced from 4 exons.
UGUGUAGUUAAAAGAGUCAUGUUUCAUAUAUAUUUAGUAUAUUUUUAUGUGUAAUCUGCUUCUCAAUGACAUGUAAUUGGAAUAAAGUUGAAACAGCAGGUUAUCAUGUAAUGUAAAGGUAAAAAAAAAAAAAAAGUAAACUUUCAUCCAAAUUUAGCCCAAUUUGAUCCCAAACACCUGCCAACUACAUGUCGCCUAUAACGUGCGAAUCAAUAAACCCAUGCUGACAGAGCAGGGUCACGUGACAAUAUACAAUAGCUUAUUCUAGAGAAAUAUAUAUGCUCUAUAUAUUCCUCAGAGAUUAUUUCCUGAAAGCAAUUGAUUUAUUGUGUGUCGUCCUGGUCAAACAGCUCACCGCCGCCUCUGUGACUGUUGACACAAAGCGAACAGCAGAGCUUCAGUAAGCAGAUUUGUGCGGAUGGAUUUAAGCUGUUGCCUUCUGAUUCAUCCACUCUUGUUACCUUACUCCCUAACGAGCAGUUUGAGAGGACUGCAGAGAGGGAAACGGAUCCACAUCUGGCAGUAAUAACAGUCCACUGAAUGUAAAGGAGGGGGGAAAAAAGUGAGAGGAGGGAUCCGCUGCGUUUUGGAGAACAGAGCGCACGGGGCUCAGCGCGGAUACCCACCGCUUCAGAUGUUCAUCCCCGCGGGAAAACUCACACCGACUUCACCUCUAUCGCUCCUACUUAUCAGAGCUGCUGGAUACGGCUCAUAGAUGAAAACUGCUCCGGAGAGAGCGGCUCUCCGUCGGACAAGGAGCCCGUCAGUCUGCGGCGCACGGCGCAACACCGGCGACCAUGUCGGACAACUUCACUGAUUUCACCAACGACACGCUGCCCUCGGCUGCGGUCACCCACUACAACUUCCCGGCGCUUAUAUUCGGGAUUUUACUGAUUGUGAUCAUCGCCGGUGGGAACGUGCUCGUGUGCCUUAGCGUGUACUUGGAGAAGGCUUUAAAAACGACAACAAACUACUUCAUAGUCAGUUUGGCGUUUGCGGAUUUGCUGCUGGCGGUGCUGGUUCUGCCGCUCUUCGUUUACGCAGAGUUCCAGGGUGGAGUUUGGUCCUUGAACAUGCUGAUGUGUGAUGGCUUGAUGACCAUGGAUGUGAUGCUGUGCACCGCAUCCAUAUUUAACCUCUGUGCCAUCAGUGUUGACAGGUUCAUUGCAGUGUCCAUACCUCUAAAUUACAACCGUAAGCAUGUGGACCAUCGUCAGCUCAUCCUGCUGUCGGCCACCUGGCUGCUGGCCCUGGCCGUAGCCUCACCUGUCAUCUUCGGUAUCAACAAUGUGCCUAAUCGCGACCCAAGCGAGUGCAAACUGGAAGACAAUAACUACGUGGUUUAUUCCUCCGUCUGCUCCUUCUUCAUCCCCUGCCCCAUCAUGGUCCUGCUCUACUUCGGGGUUUUCCGUGGGCUGCAGCGCUGGGAAGAGAAUCGCAGGGCCAAACUACGCAGCAGCAUCGAGGCCUGCAGGAAGCUGCAGCACGCGGCCGUCGCCACCGCCCUCCCCCCGCUGGCGGGCACCAUCCCCGGGCCGCUGCCAAUGCCGCUGCCCAGGAUCAUCGAGAGGGACUUGGCCCAGUCUCGGCUGGACGACACGGACGAGUACAUUCAGCAGGAGAUUCCUUAUCCUCGGCAGUACAGAGAGAACUCCGUGCCCACGCUGACCUUCAGCAACCAUCAGUUCAGGAAAAAGAGAGCCAAGAUCAACAGUAGGGAGAGGAAAGCUAUGAGGGUGCUACCUGUCGUAGUAGGUUGCUUCUUGUUCUGCUGGACUCCGUUCUUCGUUGUCCACACGACACGAGCCGUGUGCCUCACGUGCGACAUCCCUCCCAGUCUGAUGAGCACCGUCACCUGGCUGGGCUACGUUAACAGCGCUCUCAACCCCAUCAUCUACACCAUCUUCAACACCGAGUUCAAAAAAUUCUUCAAGAAAUGUUUCUGGAGAUGCUGCUGACACCAGAUUUUCCUCCCAAAGACUUUUGCUGACUGAGCGAACUAAAGGAAGAAAACCAGGAGAUCAUGAAGCUCUGUGAUGUCGCGUCGUCUAUGAAAGCAUCCUGUCACACAGGGACGUGUUCUGGUAGGAUUAACGGCGUGGUUGGGACAUCUGAGGCUUUCAUUUUAACAAAUCAGCUCGUCUCUGGGCUGCCAGCUGGAUGUGGAUGGUUGACAGUUACUGUCUGACAGGAAAAAAUACACCCUGAAACACUGUUAAAAAAAAACAGUUACAGUGAUAUAUAUUGCAUUUCUAGUCCAUUUUGUUGUUUGGUGAUGUACUUUUUUCAUUCCUGGAGAUUAAAGCCCAAACAAAAUGAUGAUUUUUCAGCAGAAAGCAAAGAUUAGGGCACGUAGCGUCUGAAAGGAGGUUUUCAUUGCUUUUAGUUUGUCUGAAUUCCCUCUUAUGGAGGAAAUAUCCGCCUUUGUGCGAGUAAUGGUCUGCCAGUUCCAGUGAAGGAUGUGGGAUUUGUGCAGAGCCUGAAAGGGAAGUGUGCCUGGAGGGAUAAACUCAGGGCAAAAAAAUGUCCCCAAGAAGCAGAAAGACCGAAUGAGCUUCAACAGACCAGAAUACCAAGCAGCUGAAAAUCCUCUGAAAUCAGCCACUGAUCUCCACUUCCUUAUACAAGGAUAAAGGAAUAGUGUGACAUCUUGGGAAACACAUGCAUUUGCUUUCCUGCCGAGAGUCAGAUGGGAAGAUUCGCACCACUCACAUGUCUGUAUGCUAAAUAUGAAGUUAGUCUAGCUUAGCAUAAAGACUGGAAACAGGAGGAAACAGCAAGCCUGGCUCUGUCCAAAGGCAACAAAAUCAGCCCACCAGAACCUCUAAAGAUCAAUAGUCAAAGUCAAAAUGAGUUUUUCAUAUAAACCUGUGUUCAGUUAUCUCUUGUAAUAGGCCAAAUAUGUGUCCAAAACCCAUUUUUUUGCAAGUUUUUAUAUCAAAAUCCCUGCCUUUUCUCUUCCUGUAAAAGCUUUUUUAUACAUAUCUUAUGUCAUUCAUAGUCGUAGUCACUAGAAGAGAAAUAUCAUAAGAGGAGGUGUGUGUUUUUGGAAAUCUGUGAGCAAAAACUGUUUUCAUUUCCAAAAGAAUGCAGCUGAGGUCUAAUUUAUUCAUUUCUCUCGUGUCCUCCUUCCUGAUCCAACAACAGAUGAGGUGUGACUGGAGGCCUCUACAGCUCCGUCUCUCUCUCUCUGCAGCUCUGCUGCUUUUAUGUUCAAUUAAAAUCUGAAGAAUUCAAUUUAAAUCUCUCUUGUAAUUGUACAUUGACCACAUUUUCCAUUUCACAGUACACUAAACUAAAGACACUCUAGCUUCCUUUUCACUGUGACUUAAUUUUUUUUUCUCAUUUGUUUAAGUCGUUUAAAACCCAAAGUGUAAAAACAACAGGGGGGGGGGGUUUAUGUGUUAGACUAUUUCUUGGCUGAGUGCACUUAACGUGAGUUUUGUCGUCACCGUGAAGUUGUCAGGAAACAGCAGGGACUCCAGUCAGCUAACAGCCCCUUUACACUGUCUGAGACGCGAGUUGACAAUCAUGAAAUAAUGUAGUGAAAUUUUUUGGUUGUCAAUCCAAAACGGUGUUCUAGCUCUCACUGUGAGACCAAAUCUGUCCGUCAGAAAUUUAGGACCAAAUUCUGACAUUGUAACUGCUGCUCCGACCCACAUCUACCAACCAACCAAUCAGAAAACCACAUGAAAUGACUGACAGUAAACUUGCCAGUGUGACAUUUUGUUAAGUGCAGUUUUUUUGAAUAAAGUUUACAGGGAAAAAACACUCAUAGUUUGUGUGACUUUGCUGCAUUUUCGAACAUCAGAGCUGCAGACGGACGACGAGCUGAUGACGUGUCUCUGCUUUCAUUUACUUUUUUCUGUUUCCAUUCAUAACGUUCAUCUCAACAAUCUGACAGCCUGAUGUCGUACAGUCUGACAAAGAUUUGGAUCAACAUUUUAUUAAAGCCGUCUCUCUCUCUCACACACACACUGUGAGAUGCAAUAAACUUACACCAUUGUUGUUGUCACACAGUCUUGAAGGCGCCUUGAUGAGCCGCCGGUUGUAGCUUCGUAUUGAACAGAAAGAUACGAGAGUGGUAUCCGUCUUUCCAUCUAACACUCAGCAAGAAAGCUAAUAAGCAUAUUUCCCAAGAUGCAGCACAACAGUGUUUGUGGCGCUGUUGAAAGGCGUAAAACAUGAAAGGCCUUCUGGGAAACGCUCGAAAUCACCAACUGAUCAAUGAGUUGAAGGAGAAGAGGCUGAUCGAAGGAAAGCGCAAACACCAGAAAAUAUCAAAACGCUUCAUAACAAAAUAUCUUCCUGAAAUGUCACAGAAGGAUGAUAUCUGUUAGUAUGUGUAGAGGAGCAGCAGCAGCAGGAGGAGUCGCUACCAAAAGGGACCUGAAAGAUCAGCAACAUCCAGUCACACUUCCUGUCGUGGAUCGCUGACCUCUACGAACUUGUGUGUGGAUUAAUAAAAAAGGUUUGCAAUGCUGAACAUGGCACAGUUGAAACCAGCUCACCGCGGCUGUUUAAAGUCAUUUAACAUGUCUAUAGAUAUAAAACGUACAUUCAUACAAUACUGAGUAGCAAUAUGCCUUAAAUUCAAAGGUUGUACCGUCUGUUGUGAUGAAUUCAAAGCACUCAAAACACUUCAAAACACUGAGGAAAUUCACAGCAGACCCGAAUUAAUGAGAACCCAGAGGUGAAUUUCCUGUUUCAUAUUUAAAAUUGUUACUAAAGUUGAGUUUAUAAUUACACUGAUCAACAUCCAAGGCUGAGGAGUCUCAGCUUUAUGAAUAUGACAACCAAAUAUGUUCCUCUCUCAGUUUUUUGUCCCAGUAAUAUGAUUUCUCUCCAGUGCUGAGAGGAGUUCACGUCUACAUCUAGGUUACAGUUAAAGUCUUUGUUUGUUUGUUUUUUUAACAGCUUCGGUCUGACAGUGAAACAUCUGUAACGAUCGUUCUCCUCUCUGCUGUUCUGGAGAGAAGAAAGUUUAUCUUCCUAAUUAUGUUUGUGCAGCAGCGUGUUGUUGUCACAAAGAAAUAUGUAUAUUUGCUCAGUUUCUCAUUAUAACAACAAAAUCAUUUUUCACAUCAUAAGAAGACAUCUUUCAUGUCAUAAUGACAUAUUUUACUUGCUCGUACUACAAACCAAAUUUUAA